UUGCUGAAAAGGUCUUCUUCCUCCAAGAUGGCCUCAAGAAAGGGGAAUUAGUUGGCUUGCUGUCCCGCGUUUUGGAUCAGAACACCUGGAUUAUAAUCUUCUGAACGAUGGUUGAAGGAAUUCCCGAGAUAGCCGCCAUGUGCAUCGGCCUGGUGGGGCUGAUCGGCGCGGCCGCCACCACCGGCAUGCCCAUGUGGAAGGUAACGGCGUUCAUCGGGGAGAACAUCAUCGUCAUGGAGACCCGCUGGGAAGGCCUGUGGAUGAACUGCUACCGCCAGGCGAACAUAAGGAUGCAGUGUAAGGUGUACGACUCGCUCCUGUUCCUGCCUGCCGAGCUCCAGGCCGCCAGGGGUCUCAUGUGCUGCUCGGUGGCCUUGUCUGGACUUGGGCUCAUGAUAGCCAUGUUGGGGCUACGUUGCACUUCCUGUUUCCAGGGUAACAAAAGGGCAAAGAAUGUGAUCCUGUCGGUGGCAGGUGGCAUGCAGCUCCUGGCUUGUGUCUGCGUCUUCAUCCCCGUGUCGUGGACUGGUCAUGUGAUCAUCCGGGACUUCUACAACCCGUUGUUAAUUGACGCCCAGAGAAGAGAACUCGGGGAUGCCCUUUACAUCGGCUGGGUGACGGGAGCCGUUCUUUUCUGCUCUGCCUUGUUGUUCAUCUGCAGUCGUCAGACCUCGGACAAAAGGUCAAAUGCUCUUUACCACCCGCCACACUUGCUCGGAUACAACACGCCGCCGAGGAACCCCAAUCCGAUGAUGUAUCAGCCCAUUUCAAGUGUUUCCAGCCUUAGAUCCAACAUCUACCAACCAUCCCUGCAGCGCAGCUCUGACGCACAUCAGCUGGUCAAUCCUCAAAUAGUGACAAGCGAUGCCGCACGAGCCACACUGCCGGUCCUCCUGAACCCAGGCCGGCCUGAAAGCGCAACGCUCUUGUAUCAAGGCAGCGCGGUCCAUCAUCCGUCCAUGAGAAGCUCUAACCCACUCGGAAAGCUGUACACGCCAGUCAACUCCUUGUACAUGAGCCAGAGCAGCGCGCCGUACACGCUGGCGUACGAUCCUUCCCUGUCCUACCAGUCCAGUUUCCAGCCCACACCUCAAGCUCCGGUGUUCAUUCCAUACAUAGCUUCAAGAAUUGAACCAGGGUCUCACAGUGGGAGCGGCGCAGGCAUGUACAUAUGAGGAAAACUCACCUUUUUUGUUGUGGCUAGUCUUGACAAUGAAGUCUGGUUACUUUUGAAUACCAAACAUUUAGAAGUGUUUGUGUUUCCAUGAGUGUAUUGAUCGGCAUUGAAAGUUAUAUAAGGUGUAGGUCCCACAGCUGUAUAUUUGUCUUUCAUGUAUUACGGCAGGUCUUGAAAGGUGGCAGUAUUAGGCCUUGUUCACACCGCAGAUCAAUUCUGAUUUGUUGUCCAUAUGUGAACUGUAUUGGAUGUGUUCACGUCGAGAUGAACAGUCCAAUUCGCAACUGGACUGCUUCGUUUGUCUUGGAAGACGUUUCGCCGCUCAUCGAAGUAGGCUUCAUCAGUUCGUGCUCAUAGACUUAGAUUGGUCGGAUCAAGUACGCUGGACUGGUAGUAAACGAUCCACAGCGAUUGUUCUGCCACACAAUACCUCAAUGCUAACAAGGAGAAUAUACACUUCAAUGACUGUC
This is a messenger RNA of Entelurus aequoreus (snake pipefish), 1647 nucleotides long. RefSeq names its product claudin-8-like. The transcript has a single exon. Gene Ontology annotation, cellular component: bicellular tight junction; plasma membrane. The record is from RefSeq and is a predicted model, not a curated record. Gene Ontology annotation, molecular function: structural molecule activity. Gene Ontology annotation, biological process: bicellular tight junction assembly; cell adhesion. The coding region runs from base 108 to 1175 and encodes 355 amino acids. NCBI's taxonomy places the organism in Eukaryota, Metazoa, Chordata, Actinopteri, Syngnathiformes, Syngnathidae.